CUGAACAUUUUCUUCAGGAAAAAACGGGACCGUUCACUGGAAACACAAGAUAACAGUUCUGACUCGGAACGAAAACUCUCGGAUCGUGACAGUGAUUUCGAGGAAACGACGUUGUCGAAAAACCGCAAAAGAACAAUGACCAAAACAGCAUUGGAAUCGUAUCCAGCAGCCACACCGAAGAAGCGUAGAACUACACCACCUUUGGAAACACCUAAGAAAGUGACACAAUUUUGGCUCUUUGAAAGCGACUCAGACGGGGAAUUGGAGGCGGACAAAGAACACGAAGAGCGAGUGGAGCAGCGGAAAAACCAGGAACGAGAGAGAACUGAUGAAGAAGAUAGACAACACAAGAACGAGGAAGACGAAUCUUUUGCAACAUGCAGCAACAUGACAACGGAUUACAUCCGCACAUGGCAGACAGGAGGGAGCAAUUUGGACAAUAAAAGAGCGGAGCAAGAUGGAAUUUUGGAUAAAAUUAAACGAGAGGUUCCCUCUGAGGAGUCUGACAACGGUGUCGCAGGUGCUAUUGCCAAUGAGGACAAUGUGAAUGAGCAGCACCAGAUAUUCGCCAUCGGGAAAACCAGUGAUGGAAGAAUAAGGGUGUUAGUUGGCACGGAUGAGACGAAAAGGGUUGUUUCCUUACGUGCUCGUGCGAUUCCACGCUGGCUUAUCAGCUCGAGUGUUUCUGGAGACAAACGUCUCGUGGUGACUUUCAUACUCUCAGCUUGCAUACCACUGACGUAA
Angiostrongylus costaricensis is the source of this 744-nucleotide messenger RNA. Lineage: Eukaryota; Metazoa; Nematoda; Chromadorea; Rhabditida; Metastrongylidae. The record is from the annotation of a GenBank genome assembly.